AUGACGGCCGGGCUGUUCUUUUUGUACCUCUACUAUGUAGAAGUAGAGCAUCACCAAAUACCUGUACACUCCCAUGAUGACCCUUUCUCAAGCCAGUCAUCAUCUGGCAACUUGUCUGGCGGUACAAUAGCAGCAAUUGCUAUUGGCACCGUUCUCGCUGUUGGCGUGGUCUUUUUGCCGCUCUUCUGCCCGCAAUUCUUGUUUGCUCGGUUGAUGAAAAGCCGUUCCCGGAAUCGCCGUUUACACAGUGAAGAGGUUCCUCUCGAAGACCUACCUCCUCAGCGUCCAGGCCGGGCGAGCGGUAAUGAUAGAAGCAGCAGCGGAGCAGAUGAUGCAAGGAGCAGAGGACGGCGCCCGGACAUUGUAAAGGGCGAAAGCACUCAACCUCACGGUAACCAUAUCAUAAUCAGCAGGCCCUCAGGAUCUUCUGUCAUCAUCAACAAUAACAUCUAUAUUGACUCGCAUCAUUACAUGCAACCACUCCCUGGUCUAGAUUCUCAACGACAUUCAGAUCCCGUACCACCAGUAAUAGGAGUAGCUCGAAGCUCACAGCGGUCUUCUGAAUGCCGUGACCCUCAGUUCGAUCCUCCACCGAACGGCGGUAUGCCACCACAGAAUAGAAGACGCGGUGAACCCCCUGCGCCGCCUCUCAGGGCACCUACACCCGAGCUACCUGGGGGUUUCAGCUUCUGGAAUGUGGGGAACUGGGACCGCGGCGUUGCGUCAGGACAGUUACCGCGUUCUCCUGUUCGAGCGAUGACAGACUCGCCAAUAGAAAGCAGGGAACAACUUCCAGUUCGACGGCGUGAAGGUUCCUGGGCGCGAGAAAGAGCAUUCGAUAUUCCAGGAGCUUUCCCGGAAGAUGAAGACGCUGGGGAGAAAUUUCGACUGGUCACGGCCCCAGCGCGAGUGCACGCGCCCGGUGCACCCACCCAUGGGGACGAUGGAUUUUAG
Molecule: messenger RNA, 954 nt
Organism: Letharia lupina
Lineage: Eukaryota; Fungi; Ascomycota; Lecanoromycetes; Lecanorales; Parmeliaceae
Exons: 2
Coding region: 1-954 (317 amino acids)
Source: RefSeq, a predicted model, not a curated record